GUGGUGGAGUGCGGGCGGGUCGGAGGGCGGCGGGCCGGAACUAGUGCUUCCGGGGUGAGCGGGGAGCGGUGGGCCGGGGGCGGAGGGAACCGGGACCCCCGGGGCUGCCGGGCGAUCGCCGGGUCCCCGCGCGGGCCCCGCGCCGCCGCUCGCCUGGCCGUGGCCGCCGGUCCCCCCGGAGGCCGCCUCCCCCGCCCGUCCCUCCCGCAGCCGCCCGCGCCGGUCCAUCGUGCAGAGCCCGCCCGCGCCCUCCGGGGGUCGCCGCCUCACCUGGGCCCCGGCGCCGCAGCCGGCACGGCCGCCGGACACCCGCCGCGCGGGAGGCCGCAGAGGGCGUGGCCCAGACCAGGACGCUCCAACUCCAGCGCGGCAGAUGACGUCCCUGGUGGCUUAUGAGGACUCGGGCUCUGAGAGCGAGCCAGAGCACGUCGGGGGGCCGCAGGCUGCUGCCAGGAUGACAGGCGCCCUCGACGUGGACAUCCCGGGCGAGUCAGCGGCGGGGCCCCCGGGGCCGGGCUCCUGUGCCACCCAGGCCAGCCGUCCUCGCCUCCCGCUGGCCCGGCUGGGGCGCAUCGAGCCGGGGCCCUGCCCCAGCCAGAGGCUCCAGUGGCCCCGGCCGGAGCCCGACACCCCUGUGCCCACCCGCGCGCCCUCCCGACCCUCCCUUUGGGCGAGCCCCGCCCUGGCCGGCCCGGGACCCCUGGCGGCCACCCCCUGGAAGCGUGGCCCCCGGCCCCGGGAGCCCCGCUGCUCCCCGCAGACGACCCUCUGUGCCCAGCCCCCCGAGCCGGCCCCCGGGCCGAGCGUCUCCCCUUUGCCGAAGAGGAGGGCCGAGGACUGUGUGGUGCCCUACACCCCAAAGAGACUCAGGCAGCUGCAGGCACCCAGCCGGGAAGCAGACGCCAGUGGGGAAGGGGCCGAGCAGGGCUCUGCCCCGGGGCCCCUCCCUGGGCCCCCCCGAGUGUCUGCGUUCCUCGAGCCCUACUUGGACAGCCCGUACCAGGAGACGUUGAUCCCCAAGAAACUGCUCUUCCAGCUGCGAGGCCACGGGGGCCCCGUCAACAGCAUCCAGUGGUGCCCCGCUCGGCCCGGAAGCCACAUGCUGCUGUCCGCCUCCAUGGACAAGACCUUUAAGGUGUGGGAUGCCGUGGACGCGGGCCGCUGUCUGCAGACCUACUCUGUACACGGCCAGGCAGUGCGGGCCGCCCGGUGGUCACCCUGUGGCCGGAGCGUGCUCAGCGGUGGCUUCGACUGCGCCCUGCGCCUCACGGACCUCGAGACAGGAAGCCAGCUUCUUCACGGACACAGCGGCUUUAGAAUCACUGCCUUGAAAUUUCACCCCAAGGAUCACAACGUCUUCUUGUGUGGAGGCUUCAGCUCUGAAAUCAAGGCCUGGGAUCUAAGGGCCGGCAAGGUGGUGAAGGGCUACAAGGCCGCCAUCCAGCAGACCCUGGACAUCCUCUUCCUCCAGGAGGGCACCGAGUUCCUGAGCAGCACUGACGCCUCCAGCCGGGACUCGGCCGACCGCACCAUCAUUGCCUGGGACUUCCGGAGCUCUGCCAAGAUCUCCAACCAGAUCUAUCAUGAGCGGUACACCUGUCCCAGCCUGGCCCUGCACCCAAAGGAGCCUGUGUUCCUGGCCCAGACCAACGGCAAUUACCUGGCCCUCUUCUCCGCGGUCUGGCCCUACCGCAUGAGCCGGAGACGGCGCUAUGAGGGGCACAAGGUGGAAGGCUACUCGGUGGGCUGUGAGUGCUCCCCGGAUGGGGUCCUGCUGGUGACCGGCAGCGCCGACGGCCGAGUGCUGCUCCACACCUUCCGCACGGCCAGCCGGGCCCGCACGCUGCACGCCCACCCGCAGGCCUGCCUGGGCACCCGCUUUCACCCCGUGCUGCCCUCCGUCCUGGCCACCAGCUCCUGGGAGGGCGAUAUCAAGAUCUGGCACUGAGCCGCCCAGCCCCAGCCUUUUGGACCCUACCGGAACCUUCUGGCCCCCAGGCGUGGGGAGGGGCGUGUGACUGGGCCCCGAGCUGGGCUUGGGGUGCUGCCCCCCGUGGUGGGGUCUCCUCAUCUGUGAGGCAGGAGCAGAGCAGUUGUCUCAGGGCCAGGGUGCCUGGCAGAGCCAAUAAACGCAGUAUUUUGCUGU
Erinaceus europaeus (western European hedgehog) is the source of this 2146-nucleotide messenger RNA. RefSeq names its product WD repeat domain 25 (gene WDR25). Lineage: Eukaryota; Metazoa; Chordata; Mammalia; Eulipotyphla; Erinaceidae. Bases 374 to 1948 code for a protein of 524 amino acids. The record is from RefSeq and is a predicted model, not a curated record. The transcript is spliced from 7 exons. Gene Ontology annotation, molecular function: protein binding.